Messenger RNA from Stylonychia lemnae, 984 nucleotides. NCBI's taxonomy places the organism in Eukaryota, Ciliophora, Spirotrichea, Sporadotrichida, Oxytrichidae. The record is from the annotation of a GenBank genome assembly.
AUGGAUUUAUAUUAAGUUCAAUAACUUAGUGAGCGCUUACAAAGCAUUUUCAGAGGAGCAAGAUCACCACGAAAUGAGACUUAAAAUGCAAAAUCUUUACUGUCUAAUAACUAUCUUACUGAAGGCUUAACUUCAAAUCUAUCACCAAGAGAGUCAAUGUAAUUCAAGGAUAAGAGAAGAAUUAUUCAGAAGUCACCUGACUUAAAAUAGCGAAGCUUAAUGUAUAUGCAAAACAUUAGUUGGUGGACCAGAAUUGAGGAGCAUUUCAUUUCAUCAGAAUAACGAGACUACUAUUGCCUUGACUUAUUUGAAAGAUUUCUUACAUAUAUGAGGAUAUCCCUUUCAAAAAAGGAAUAGCGGAAAAUUGAUCUUAAACAUCCAAUUAAGUGUCUUGUUUGUAUUGCAAGGAAAAGUAAUAAUAAAGAAUAGUUAUAUAGAUAACUCUAUGGUAAUCUUAACAAAGCUAAUCCUGAAAUUUUAAAGUUCAUGAUGUGUACAAUUGAUUAAAAUUUAUUCAAGAACUAUAUGGAUUUGGACAAUGACAUGAUGAAUAUUUAUGAGUUUUACUAUUUUAAUAUGAACUAAGGAACAAAUAAAGAAUUUUAUAGAAGAUUUUACAAUUCAAUACUUGUUACCACUAAUAUUCUAUUCUAAAGAUUACCUGAAAUAAUGUUAGAGUAUAUAAAAUACGAAAAAGAAUUAGGGUCAAACAUUUUAUUAAGAAAUCUAUACUUAAUUAUCUGCAUUAUUAUGAUUAAAAUGAAAUAGAAUCGAAGACUAAUUAAUAACUUUGAGAAAUCCUCUAUAUUGGGUAAUCUAUUUAUUUUUUUCUCAAACGAUCAUCAUUUUCUUAAAGAAGAGUUACCAAGACCUUGGCAAGUAUAACUUAAAUAUUAGAACUUAAAUGAAGAGGGCACUCUCCUAUUUUGUAAGUCAUCAAACAUGCCUUACUGGUUAGAUACAGUUUAUGCUGCUUGUGCAUGA